AUGCCAUACAAUUAUGAAGAUUAUAUUCCUGUAGAAGGUGCAGUUUGUCCUAUAUGUCAACAAAUCUGUUCUUCUCUUCAAACUUUAAACUUGCAUUUGGAUACCACUCAUAGUGAAGAAGAUACAAAAGGUGCUUUAUUAUCUUGGUUUAAACAAGCACAAAAAAAAGUUCAAACCACUCUUACUAAGCCAGGAAAUACAACAUCACCACCAUCUUCAUCUCCCAUAUUUAAACCUUUCAGUGAACCUUCUUUUAUAGCUCAAUUCCAACAACUUACAACACAAACUCGCCCUGAUUUCUUUGUUUCUGAAACUGAACGAUACCCUGAUACUGUUACUCGAACUCAUUGGCAACAUGAAUCUCCUACUGGUCAAGAUAUCUGUUAUACCCGGUCUUGUGGGAAACUUCUUGGCAAAGGCAAUACUGGUAAACAACACUGUAGAAGAGACAAACCUAUCAAUCAUUCAUCACUUAUCAACAACUUGGAACCAUCAGAUUCUGCCUCUUCAUCAAAUGUUAGUGUCAGUAGUGGAACUCUAUCACCAAGAUCAUCAUCCAGCAGUAGCAAUACAAACAGUAUUCUUAGUAUGAAGUUGAAAUAUCGUGAUGGUGAACAAUCUAUUACGAAAUGGCAAGAUGACAAAGGAAUCAAAAAAUGUCCUAUAUGUUCACGCAAAAUACAAUUUGAAGAAUCAUCAAGACCUUUACCUAUCUUUCAACUGUAUAAUCAGUUAACAAUAGCUCGACAAAAUAUUGAAAAGCUACUUCCAACAUUUCAUUCUAUGAUAUUGAUGUUAGAACAAGAAAAGAUCGUACAGCAAUCUCACGAAAGUUAUAAAAAAGCAGCCAUGAUAAGGAAAUCUUUAUUGGAUAACUUUGCACUCUAUGAUACUUUAGUGAAAAGUGUAAAAUCCCUUCCUGCUCAAACUGGAUCUAUGAAACGACUACAGGCCAAUAUAUGUAUAGCAGCCAAUCAAUAUCUUCAACGAAAUAUGCUCCCUCUUCAAAUGUUACCAAGGAUUCUCAACACAACAAGUUCACAUGAAAAAUCAAAGAGGAAGAAAAAUAAUAAUAAUAAUAAUAAUAAUAAGAAUGGACAACAGGAUGAACUUUUAAUACAACUACAGGCAUUUAAGGAACAAGUAGUAUUGGUGCAAGGAUAUAUUGUGGAAGCGAAAAACAAUCGAAAAUAUGACGAUGUCAAAUCUCUUACCAUCAGCUUGAAUGAAUUACAAUUAGAAAUCGAGCGAUUAUCAAAACAAGUGGAUUCAUGA
Messenger RNA from Halteromyces radiatus, 1275 nucleotides. RefSeq lists its product as uncharacterized. The transcript is spliced from 6 exons. Bases 1 to 1275 code for a protein of 424 amino acids. The record is from RefSeq and is a predicted model, not a curated record. Lineage: Eukaryota; Fungi; Mucoromycota; Mucoromycetes; Mucorales; Cunninghamellaceae.